GAUACUUGAGGGAGCUCGCGCUACAGUACAGCGUAGAGUACAGACGAGGGAGAACUGUACAGUUCAGGGUAGUUUAUAUGAGAGUGUUUUAUGUGUGUUAUGAGCAUGUCUCUGUAUGUUUGUGUGCUCACUUCGUCUUGAAGGGUCUCCAGCAAAUAGAAUUAAAGGAUUUGUUUCGAUAAACCUUCAGAGGAGUUGCAAUGCCUGUGCCUACAGAGUGCCACCUUCCCUUUUGACUCAGGAGAGAGAGCUGUCAACACUGAGCACAUCAGAAAACCUGAGAUCUGAUGCUUCCCGCCAUCACCAUGGAAACGGAGGCCAGUCACAUGUUGGAAGCGGCACUGGAGCAGAUGGAUGACAUCAUCGCAGGUUCGAAAGCAGCAGCUAUGGAGUUUUCUAACAGCAUGUAUGACCUAGGUUCUCCCAUAAGCGCUGGUCCACUGCAGGUCCUUCAGUUAGCUGAGGACCUCAAACUUGCCUUGGACCUCCAACCCAACCAGAAGGAGAGAGACAGCCUUAGAGCACAGUUACAUACAGAAACAGCAAAGGCUCUUGUAGACUGGCUACAGACUGGAAUUGUGAACCUGUGUUCUUCAGCCAACAAUGAAACCUACCAAGAGCGACUGCUCCGCCUAGAGGGAGACAAGGAGUCUCUGGUGUUACAGGUGAGCGUUCUGACUGACCAGGUGGAGGACCAGGGAGAGAAAAUCAGAGAUCUAGAAAGUUCUCUGGAGGAACACCGGCAGAAACUGACCUCCACUGAGGAGAUGCUGCAGCAGGAGCUGAUAAGCAGGACCUGUCUGGAGACUCAAAAGCUGGAUCUGAUGGACGAGGUGUCCUACCUCAAACUAAAGCUGGUUAGCAUGGAGGAGAAACACACCAACACACACCCACAAGAUCCUAUGGACACAAAGCAGAACAAAGCUGAGCGUGUGGUAAAUCUCAUCAGUGAGCUCCAGGAGCAGAUGUGCAGGUUUCAGGCAGAGAUCAGCACUCGCAUCCAGGAGAAACGGGCCCUGGAGGAGAGGGAAGCCCAGCAGAGGGAGCCCAGAGGCAGCCAAGCCCAGGGCCACAGUCCUCAGCUCGAGUUAGCUGGCUCAGACCUUAGCCUUACUGGCUCUGACACCUGGAUGCACAGUGGAGGACAGACUGUACACGAUUUGUUACAAGAAGUAAAGCAACUGAAAAGCAAAGUGGAGGAGCUGGAAGGAGAGAAGAGCCAAUAUGAGAAAAAACUAAGAGCAACCAAGGCAGAAAUCUCAGAGCUGCAGCAGCUCCUGGCUUCCAAAGACGCUGAAAUACAGUGCCUGCAGACCCAGCUGCUGGCCAGAAAUGGCACAGCCAAUGACAAUGCAGAGAGAGUAAAUGAACAGGAAUACAAGAGAUUAAAGGUGGGGAUGGAGUCUCUGUUAGCUUCAAAUGAAGAAAAGGAUCGUCGUAUAGAGGAGUUGACCAUUCUGCUUGGCCAACACAGAAAGAUGAGGGAGGUCAUGGCACUAACACAGGGGAGCAGUGAAGAGGAGCUGAGUGGCAGUUUAAAACUCAGAACCAUCCCAUAUAAAGCACACUCUGAUAUCCUUAGGUCAGAGAUAUCAUCAAGAGGCUCUUCUCCACUUAUGUUAUCUUCAUCCCCUUACCAGAGAGAAUUGGACCUAAGUAUCCUGAAUUCCAUGGACACAUCGCUGUUGUCCACUGGAGAUACAAGUUUCUUUAAUGGAUCAUGGCAUCAGUGCAGGUUGCUGUCCAGCAGUCUUGAAGAGUUACAGAGUCGAUCCUUAAAAAAGGCUGUAGAGAUCCAGCCAGCGGAAAGUGAAUCAGAUGUAGGGGCAGAGAAUCCCCAAACGGAGCUGAGCAAGUACCAGACUCUUCCGGGGAAACUGAGUAAAAAAAGCGAGCUCAGGGUUGAGCUAAAUAAAGAAGGAGAGUAUUUUUCUCCUGUUGACAGCCACAACCAGGGCAACAGACUGAUUCGCUGCAGGAGUGCCAGUGCUCCAGCUUUAGGAUCUCCUGGAAAACAUGAUCUCUAUGAUGUUGGAUAUCCAGAGAAGCUGGAGGAGUGCAUCCUUUCAGACCAGUCCCCUCUGUCCUCUGGAGUGGACUCUGGACAACAGUCCACUAUCUCACCAGAGAACAGGAAGAGUCCCAGAGGCAUUAAGAAACUCUGGGGGAGGAUCCGUCGCAGUCAGUCAGGUAGUCCCGUCCAGGAUCACGACUCAGGGCUGGGAGAGUUCAAGAGGGGAGGCUUCAGAGCAUCAGCUGGACCACGACUGGCCCGUCCAAGGAGCACACGAGACCUGAAGAUGCCUUUUUCCAAAUGGAGCACAGAGCAGGUGUGUGACUGGCUUGAGGACAUUGGACUCGGUCUGUACAGUAUCCUUGCUUGCCACUGGGUCACCAGCGGCCAGACUCUACUGUCAGCCACCCCACAGGACUUAGAGAAGGAGAUGGCAAUGAAGAAUCCACUCCAUAGGAAGAAGCUCCAGUUAGCCAUCAAGACAUUCAGCAGCAAGCAGCCUGAGAAGUCUGCAGAGCUCGAUUUCGUCUGGGUAACUCGUUGGCUCGACGACAUUGGCCUUCCUCAGUACAAAGAUCAGUUUAAUGAAGGAAGAUUGGAUGGACAGAUGCUGCAGUACCUCACUGUGAAUGACCUAUUAUUUCUUAAAGUGACGAGCCAGCUCCAUCACCUCAGCAUCAAGUGCGCCAUUCAUGUUCUCCAUGUCAACAGGUUUAACCCUAACUGCCUCAAACGCAGGCCCAACAAUGAGAGCCAGUUCACUCCCAGUGAGGUGGUCCAGUGGUCCAACCACCGAGUUAUGGAGUGGCUGAGAUCUGUGGACCUGGCAGAGUACGCACCAAACCUGAGGGGCAGCGGCGUGCAUGGAGGGCUGAUAAUGCUGGAGCCUCGGUUUAACUCAAACACGCUGGCCAUGCUGCUGAACAUCCCUCCUCAGAAAACACUGCUGAGACGCCACCUAACCACCAAUUUCAACAGUCUUGUCGGAGCACAAGCACAGCAGGAGAAGAGGGAGUACACCGAGGUGGCUGGCUACACCCCACUCAGCAUCACCGCUAAAGUUAAGCCAAAGAAGUUGGGCUUCUCUAACUUGACUCACCUCAGGAGAAGACGACUGGAUGAAUCCACAGACUACAUCUGUCCUAUUGAGUCGUCCUUCCCUCAGUCAGGACAUUCAGUGGUGAAUGGGGUACAGAUACAUCCCUACACCACCUUCAGAGCCCUGAGCCCCAUCCUGGACAGAGAGCUCAACUGCUCUAGGGACCAGAUGGUGAUCCCAGAGGGUACCAUGAUGCAAAUAGAAGCUCUGUCUGAAAGCACCAACCACCUCACAUACCUGCUCAGCCGGGAGGAGCUACAGAAGGAACUGAGGCAGUCUCAGACGGCGCUAGUUUGAAGGACAAUGACCCGAUGCUGUUGGCUCUCUAAUGCUGUCAAUCAACCACAGAGACACCUGUAGCAGCCCAUCUCACACCUGUACCGUACCUCAAGCCCCGGCCUAACACAGCUGGUUACAUCUACUAGCCACUGAUACCUCAUUAACACCUACAGUCAUUCUGCAGUCACACUGUAACUACAAAUGGACCUUGAAACAACAGUCAAAAGUCAAAUUUUUUGUUUUCUACAAUGAUGAACUGAACAGUUACUCAUAAGCCAUGGGGCAUUUCUUACUGCAUUACCUGUUUCCCUAUGCAAUAUAACCUUUAAUGAUCAUAUUGACCACUGUGUACUUUACAUACUGUGUACUGUGCUGAUAUUUCAAAAUGGACAACAGGGUCAGAUGAGCCAUCCCUUGUUUCAUGGCAAACAUGCUAAGUGUAAUUCCUUUGUAUGGAAUUUUUAGUGCACAAAAAACUGCUCAUAACAACGUAAGGCUCAGCCAUUUUGGAAGAUCUCAUUAGAGCAACCAAAGAAGAGUCAGAUGGAAAGUUAAAUCAGUCAGUGGCAGGGAAACAGACACAUAAACAACAGCAAUUUUAUGAGUCAGUUUGCUCAUGUUCCCAUUUUGACAGUAAAAGAAAUUACAAGCAUCAUAUUUUGAAACAAACAAGUUUGCUUGUUGUUAGAACAUGCUUUUCAGUGGAAACAUGAUGUGAAAGGACUGAAAGGGACAAAAAAACAUAUCUUAACCAUGUUACUUUGUUGAAAUUAGUUAUAUAAGUUAUGAAAGACGGAAAGUGGAAAUGAAUAAAAUAAUUUUAAUGAAUUGAUAUUGCUAUAAAGAAAGGUUUUGGCUAUAUACUCAAUUAGUGCAAGUUUAGCCUCGAGCAAGGCAUGGCUCUAUGGAUGGUAAUGGCAGUUGGUCGACCACAUUUGUUAUCCUAAUGACUUUGGGGAACCCUUGAUUUUUCCUCUAGCGUCACCAUGGGGCUGAAAUUUAUUCAGACUGAAAUGUCUCGACAACUAUUGGAUGGAUUGCCAUAAAAUUUGUCACAGACAUUAAUAUUAAACUUAGGUGAUCCUCUGACUUUUCAUCUAGCAACAUCAUUAGGUCAACUUUUAAUACCUACAAAACCAAUUACAUUCCCAUCAGCCUUGGCUGGACUCUGUUUUUAGUGCUAAUUAGCAGAUGUUAGCUUGCUUACACACUAAACUAAGAUGGUAAAUAUGGUAAACACUACACCUGUCAAACAUUAGCAUGUAAACAUUUCAUUAUAAGCUUGUUAGCAUACUAAAAUUAGCAUUUAGCUCUAGGCAAAGUGCCUACAGAGCAGCCUCACAAUCUAACACUACCACUAACCUGGACCCUUAGUCUAGUUAUAAUUGUAGGCCUAUGAAGACUGGAGACAGAACAAAAUUCCUCAGAAAAUUUACCCCCUAGUUGUGUUGAGGGGACUUAAAGUGGAUGAUUACAGUUCU
Messenger RNA from Xiphias gladius (swordfish), 4873 nucleotides. It is a transcript of the gene ppfibp2b, whose product is annotated as PPFIA binding protein 2b. Lineage: Eukaryota; Metazoa; Chordata; Actinopteri; Istiophoriformes; Xiphiidae. The record is from RefSeq and is a predicted model, not a curated record. Gene Ontology annotation, biological process: neuromuscular junction development. Gene Ontology annotation, cellular component: presynaptic active zone. The coding region runs from base 288 to 3410 and encodes 1040 amino acids. The transcript is spliced from 31 exons. Gene Ontology annotation, molecular function: protein binding.